CUCGUGAAAGGCACGCACGUGUGUGGUGCCUCGGUCCCACCUGCGCGAGCGCCGCCGCGCCGUACAACCGCCGUAGAGCCGCACCGCCAUAGCCGGGAUAGUGGAUACAGCGUCGCAAGCGCAGAGCCCGCCGCGCGCCCGACCUGAUGUGUUGUGUUUAGUGCACAUGUUCGGAUGAUCGAAAAAUAAAAUGGGACCGCAAUUCGAUUACUGUCUACGUGCCACUAAUAACCCAUCGUACUUCGCGUUUCCGAACAAGGACGUUCCAGAUGGCACAGAGUCUCACAGCUCUACAUCAGAGCCUUGUUCGAGGUCAGCGCCGAGCCGUGUGUGGACUGACAACUUACGUCCGCUAGGCUCGCCUCGACGCCGGGAGCCAGAGAGUCCGAGGCGAAAGGAAUUCAGGGCCUUAUUGCGCUCACUAUCCGCGAGAGAACCCGAAAAAGCAGAAGCAUUUCUAAAGGGUCAGCCGCGGCCAGGCGACUGCGCUCCUGGAGAUAUGAGACACACCUUUACUGCCCCGCGAAUGAAGAAGGGCAAAAAUAACGCAACAAUGGCCUCGCCGGAGGGUAUAUCAGAGCGUGAAGAGGUGUUUUAUACUAUCCCGCUGCAGGGAAGACGAAGGCACUCGGUGGGAGGGUACCUGGCGACCGGUGGUGCGGGGACGGGAGAAGUCACGUCUGUGCCUAGUGAAGUACCGAGAAUGCCGCCGCCGCGCUUCAAUCACACCGAAGAUGAAGGUGUUAAGCGACGAAAACCAAGAAAUUUCUCUUUUAAAGAAAUGGAAGAUAUAGCAAUACUCUGGAGCUCCGGCUCUCCGGAGAGUGCUCUGUGGUCCGACUACCUGGUGACAAGUUUCGAUAAAAUUAUGUCGCAAAGAGCCAGGCAUCAUUACAGAGUUACACCUGUCACUGCAGAAGAAUUAUUGUCCUCCGACGGGCAAGAAAAAAUUGAUAAACUAGCUAAAGCCCAGCUACAAAUUGUGAUUCUCUGCCCGAAUCUCGCAACCAAAAUGUCAGAUUUAAAGAGAGAACUCAACUGUGAGAGCCUUUUUAAAAAUGACAAGAUUCUGGUAAUGCUUCUCGGCGUAGAAAAGAGCCAUGCUAUUUCGAAUCACUGUGAAGACUUUCCGAAUAUAGACCAAUGGCAAAUGAUGUCCGUUCGCGAAAAGGACACUUCAUUCGUAGAUACAUUCCUCACAGCAGCAGUUGGUAUCCUGAGGACCAAAGAUUGUAAAGACACAGCUACUGACAGAACAAGUUUCUCCAUUGUUCCAAAGAAAGUUAAAAUCGGACAAAGCCGGGUGAUAGCACUCCUUAACGACCCCAUUAGAGACGAAGAUAGCAUUAAGAUAAUGGUCGACAAAAAAGGCGAAGUUAUACACAUACCGACAUUCAAAAAGAGGAAUCCGUACACAAUACAAUUUGAUAUACCAGAAUCCUGUUUGGAAGUCUCGAUGUUGGUGUGGGUCCGUGUGAGCAAAAACGGUCAGUCCCUCGGGCGUCGGCAGAUUAAAUGCGAAAGUAGACUGCGAGAACUGGAUCAACUGCUCAGAGCUUCCGACCAUCCAUUAGAGUUCAUGUGUCAGACACUAGGAUUUAAAACUACUAGCAAAGAGCAAUUGGACAGUUGGAUGUUGAAUGCGUUCCAAAAGAAUAUCCCACCACAUUUCAAUCUUUUGUCUUCCACCGAACAAUUCAACCCAAAAGCAGAUGUCUCCAUUGUAGGUGGUGAAGAAUACCCAACACUCCUGCAUUGGGCGGCCCGGUUCGGCCUAGAACGUGUGUGUUGGCAACUGUUGGAAUGUCCCGGAGGCGGAGCAGCUGUUGCUAUGCGGAAUGUACGCCAUCGAACCCCCGCCGAUCUCGCACGUGAUCACAAGCACUAUCGACUCGCUGAUAUGCUCUCUGACCAUUUGAAAAUAAAUGAGUUUUCCAAUAUGUAUUAUUACUUGAAAAAUAUGUCAGAUAAUGAUAAGGACGACAAUAAGGAUGAAAUUAAAAAAGAAAUGUCGCGCAGUGUGGACGCUUGUGAUACGGUCGAUGCUCCUACACGAGCUGGAAGCGUGCAGAAUGGAGAACCUGCAACUGAUCCAUUCAGUGAGGCUUGUACACAAAACUUAGAAGAGACGCGGGAAAUCAACGAUAAUAUUGAAAAGAAUUUGAGACCGUCUCUGAAACUGCCAAAGGUUAAGGAACAAUUCUAUCAAAACGAGUUUCCCCAUCGCGACGACACAGAUGACAGAAUCCAACAAGCUCUAGAACAUGAUUAUUUAGUUCAGCCAUCUAAUAUAAAAGUGGAAAGUCCUAAAUUUAGACCAAACAAUUUAUACGCAAAUAGUUCUCGUUUGAUGCCACAACAGCCUGAAAUUUUCUUAUAUUCACCCACCGAAGAAGCUAAAACAUUCAAUAUUGACACUCCUACUAGCGAUAUAAGUCAGAUUAAUUUAAGUACCAAAGAUAUACGUAAUAGUGGUAGCUUGAAAUCUGGUAAAGAGACCUGCCCCCUAACAGGUCAAGAGGAAUUAGCUGAAAUAAUUAAUGAUUUCAAAAAUAAUGUAUUCACCAUAUCUGAAGUUGAGAAACUCGUGAUGGAAUGGAGAAACAGAAAUGAAACACAACAAUCUUUGAAGGAAAAGCAAGAACAGUUGAACAAAAUGCGUGAGGAGUACGAUAAGAUUCAACAGAAAAUAAAAGACAAUAUGAAAAGACCAACACCCUUCGAAAGGGUUAAGAAAAUGUUUUCUAAAAGCAAAAGCAAACACCAUCACGACAACAACAAUACCGGCACAAUAGAAAAGAGGAAUGGCAAUACACGACCAAACAGCAGUUUAAGUGACAGUUCAUCGUCGUCGGGUCGUUUGAGCACUGUAAGCGGCGGAAGCGUCGCCGAGACCAAUAGCGUCCAGUCAGAGAACGAUGACAAAGCCAGAUCAAUCAUAUCUGCGAGUACGUUGACAAUGCAUUCUGCUUGUGAUGGCGACAGCAAAAUGGAUGACUACUUAAUCCCACCACCGCCGCGUCCUCUCAACGGAUGUCCGCAGUUUACUACUUUCGGACAUCCUAAACAUGAUAAUAGGGGUCACCACAUGGCAACAAUCGUGGAGCGCGAGGCGUCGGCGUCGCGCGAGGCGCUGGACGGCGACGCGGAGGCGCCCGGCGGCACGCACCUGCGCCUCAGCUUCACGCGCGACCGCGACGCACACUUGUACAUCAACGUCUCUCCCACUCAUUCUUAAAAAAGCCAUUAUAGUCAACAAUGUAUAAAGCAUAUAAUUAAGAUAGUAAUGCAUAGCAUAAAGUCGAUUUAUUCUUGGCAUUUGAUAAUGCGUGAAAGUGCCUAUUGGUAACAAAUCUAGAGUUAUCAAUGCAUAAAUCAUAAAGCAUAUCAGAAUCCUACAGUCAGCAGUAUAACUAAGGCGAUAAAUACUUGACAGCUGGCAAUGGUUGAAAGUAACAAUUCUGAAGAUACUGGUAAAUAGUUGGCAAAGAUGGACAGCUCUCGUUAAUCGAUUUAAUCACGAAGAAUAUUAUAUCAGUUCCAAUUUAUGCCGACUGCCAAAAGAGGCAAGAGAUAAAUGAAAUUAUCUAGUUGUAUAUUUUUUACUUUAUAUAGCGUUUAUUGCGACAUAAAUUGAAUGUAUACGGUUUUUGGGCAAGCUUUAUCUACAUAAUAUUAGUAUAAUUAUGAAAAGAGAUACUAGAAGUACCUUCGUAAUGGCGGAAAGUAACAAUAAACAAGCCCAUGUGUCCAGAAAGGUAUAAGCAAACGUAAAAGAAAUGUACUCGAACACCAAGCAUAUCAUCGUCCUAGGAUGAAAUAGAGUACAAAUCCACCGCCACACUGCAAAUUACAACGUCUGGCAUUUUGUGGCUAAUGAAAACUCAUAAAUAAUACACCAAUACUCUGGUUUGACCUUGGAAAUGCUCCCUCAGACUUUCCAUACUAGUGGCUUAUACGCCGUUAUAACACGAUGGUGAAGACUUGCUACUUUAAAACCUGUAUGUAGGUUAUUACUCGAUUUAUGAACAUUACCAGGUGCAUUAUUUACCCAUGCAUAUUUGAUAAAACCACUCGGUAUAUUAUAUGAGGAAUUAUGGAUUGUAUAACUAAUGGGAACAUGUCAAAAGCGUAUGAGAUAAAUAAUUAAAAAUAUUUUUUGUUAACAGGAUCUUGUCAAUAAGACUUUCAUUCACAUUUAUAGAAAAACAUGUGGUAAUUUUUGCUAAUUGUAGCAUUUUUAACUAUACCUAACUUCUGUUAACAUAGUUGUCAUACCUGUUACCUAAAAUCGAUUCCUCAGGAUCGAUUUAAAUCGAUAAAAAAUCGAUAUCAAGAACAUUUUUAUGAUACGCGGUGUUUUUCCUUCAACGUUACGUGUGACUGUUCCCUUUAGAAAACGAAUGAAGACUGAAAAGAUAUUUUUGUAAAUACUUUGUAAAUUGUAUAGUUUUGUAUACAUUUAGAUGCAUGCCCUUAUUUAUUAUAAUAUUGUCAUUUAUGUUUAUGGAAUAUACGUAAUUUUUAAACAGUACAAAAUAAACUCAUUAACAUUUAUUUAGUAAAAAUUAACUAUGCAUUUAAUAUAAUUAGAUUUCAUAAUUAUGUAAUAAUUAGUAGCUACGCGAAACUCUAAAGGAUCUGAGACCACCUCAAAGGAGUCCGCAAUAUUAUAGAUUUAUUUUAUAAUCUUUUGUACUGAAAUACUCUUCUGCAUUUAUUGUAAGUUCACAUGAUAUAUUUAUAAUUAAAAUAAUAAACAUUUAAACUGAU
Molecule: messenger RNA, 4773 nt
Organism: Manduca sexta (tobacco hornworm)
Lineage: Eukaryota; Metazoa; Arthropoda; Insecta; Lepidoptera; Sphingidae
Gene: stumps
Product: phosphoinositide 3-kinase adapter protein 1
Exons: 15
Coding region: 191-3238 (1015 amino acids)
Cellular component (GO): cytosol
Molecular function (GO): transmembrane receptor protein tyrosine kinase adaptor activity; fibroblast growth factor receptor binding
Source: RefSeq, a predicted model, not a curated record